Molecule: messenger RNA, 1827 nt
Organism: Brassica rapa (field mustard)
Lineage: Eukaryota; Viridiplantae; Streptophyta; Magnoliopsida; Brassicales; Brassicaceae
Product: UDP-glucose 4-epimerase 5
Biological process (GO): galactose metabolic process
Cellular component (GO): cytosol
Molecular function (GO): UDP-glucose 4-epimerase activity
Source: RefSeq, a predicted model, not a curated record
AGAGCGGGUUAGAAUCUAUUAAUUAUGUUAAAACUGUUUUUUGCUUUUUGAUUUUUACACGAGUCUAACAAUAAUGGUAUAUAAAAUAAAUACUAUUAAAUUAAGAACAUGACCUAUUCAUAGGUGUGGUUUAACUAUUUUAAUAAAAUUAUAAAAAAAAUUAUUAAUUAUCUAAAAAAAUAUUAUACAAAGAAAAACACAGAUAUAACUAAAAACACAAAUAUAAAAACUAAAACUUUUAAAAAAUAUAAAACAAAAAUAUACCCGCCCUUUUAAGGGCGGGUCAGAAUCUAGUUUUCCCUUAAAUCUGCGUUUUAAUAAGUUUGUUAUUUUCUUGUUAGCUGUCAAAAUAAAAAAUAAAUAAAUAAAAGAGUAAGUUUAUUACUAUUAUAUACUAAUAACUUUUUGUUCAAAUCAAAACUUCCAUGUUUAGUGAAAUCACGUAACCUUCACCGUUUCUAAAAAUCAAAACCCUUCUUCGCUGGAUCACAAACAAACAAAACAACCAAACAAUCCUAUAAAACCAUUUCUCUUGAAUCCUUCACAACACACAAUAAAGUUUCUGCUAAAGAAAAAACAUAAUAAAGUUUUUUUCUUUCGCAAGUCUCGUGAACGAUGGUGUCUAAGAACGUUUUGGUAACCGGCGGUGCUGGAUACAUCGGAAGUCACACGGUGCUUCAAUUGCUUACCGGCGGUUACUCCGCCGUAGUUGUCGAUAACCUCGACAAUUCAUCCGCCGUUUCUCUCCAGCGCGUGAAGAAACUCGCCGCCGAACACGGGGAACGUCUCUCCUUCCACCAGGUUGAUCUCCGGGACAGACCUGCCCUUGAAAAGAUCUUCUCAGAAACAAAGUUUGAUGCAGUGAUACACUUUGCUGGACUUAAAGCAGUCGGUGAGAGUGUAGACAAGCCUUUGCUGUAUUAUAAUAACAAUCUUGCUGGGACAAUUACGCUUUUGGAAGUCAUGGCUCAAUACAACUGCAAAAAUCUUGUGUUUUCAUCAUCAGCAACUGUGUAUGGCUCACCAAAAGAAGUUCCUUGCACAGAGGAGUUUCCAAUCUCUGCAUUGAACCCAUAUGGACGAACAAAGCUAUUCAUUGAGGAGAUCUGUCGUGAUGUAUAUGGCUCUGAUCCGGAAUGGAAGAUCGUACUGCUUAGGUAUUUCAACCCUGUUGGUGCACAUCCUAGUGGUGACAUUGGUGAAGAUCCCCGUGGUAUUCCAAACAAUCUCAUGCCUUUUGUCCAGCAAGUCGCUGUUGGAAGGAGACCUCAUCUCACUGUCUAUGGAAAUGAUUACAAUACAGUAGAUGGAACAGGGGUUCGAGAUUACAUUCAUGUAAUGGAUUUAGCUGAUGGACACAUAGCCGCUCUGCGUAAGCUAGAGGAUUGCAAAAUCGGUUGUGAAGUGUACAAUCUUGGAACUGGAAAUGGAACAUCUGUUCUUGAAAUGGUUGACGCCUUUGAAAAAGCGUCUGGGAAGAAAAUCCCUCUGGUGACCGCCGGACGUCGUCCAGGAGAUGCUGAAGUUGUUUAUGCAUCAACAGAGAGAGCAGAAAGUGAAUUGAAUUGGAAGGCCAAAUACGGGAUUGAGGAGAUGUGCAGGGACUCAUGGAACUGGACUAGUAAUAAUCCUUAUGGAUAUGAUUCCUCUGAUGCCUGAAGAUUUCUCAUUAACAACCCUCUUUUAAUAUUCUUCUUUUCUUUAACUUAUUUGUCUACCUAUCCCAUAUGUGAAAAACUCACAGGAAAAAGCUGAUUGAAAGAAAAUAUUGAAGUUGUGUAUUUUUACAAUAAUAAUUAUCAAAUCCUUACUGUUUCAAGUGAUCAA